Messenger RNA from Eremothecium gossypii ATCC 10895, 384 nucleotides. RefSeq names its product Shg1p (gene SHG1). NCBI's taxonomy places the organism in Eukaryota, Fungi, Ascomycota, Saccharomycetes, Saccharomycetales, Saccharomycetaceae. The record is from RefSeq and is marked provisional. The coding region runs from base 1 to 384 and encodes 127 amino acids. The transcript has a single exon.
AUGGACAAUCUAGGCCAGGAUCCAGCAGUGGCAUUGGCCGAGGCGUUUAAACGAAAAGGCUAUUUGGACAAGCUCAAACUCUCAAUAUUGACGGAGCCAGCGCAUCCCGGCACACCCUGCAGUGAGAGCCUUGAACACUUGAUUAAGGGUAGAGUCCAGAAACUGAUUAGAGACAUGGUGGCCAAAGAUGAAAGUCUGCUUUUCAAAAAUCGGGGCUCGACAAGCGCGGUACUUGAAGCGCAGCUCUUCAAGUCUGGCUAUAAUGUGCUGAACGAUGGCGACCUCUGUGUGGACAAACUAAUAGACGAGAAACUCCAUGACCCUACCCUUACGGCACAGAUUACGGAACUGCUAAAGCAGAUGAAGGAAACCAAAAACGACUGA